Messenger RNA from Brassica oleracea var. oleracea, 724 nucleotides. Its product is annotated as lipid phosphate phosphatase epsilon 1, chloroplastic-like. The transcript is spliced from 5 exons. Lineage: Eukaryota; Viridiplantae; Streptophyta; Magnoliopsida; Brassicales; Brassicaceae. Gene Ontology annotation, cellular component: intracellular membrane-bounded organelle; endoplasmic reticulum membrane. Gene Ontology annotation, biological process: protein N-linked glycosylation; lipid biosynthetic process. Gene Ontology annotation, molecular function: dolichyldiphosphatase activity. The record is from RefSeq and is a predicted model, not a curated record. The coding region runs from base 1 to 660 and encodes 219 amino acids.
AUGGCCGUUUUAGUUACAAGAUUUGCUCGCAGAGAUGGAAGGGAACAACAGUCUGUGUUGGUCGAGCAAAAAGCUUCCAUCAAUGGGUCUCCAGAGCUCCGGUACGAAUUGGUCGCUGGUCAUGGGGUUGAAGCCAUUGUUAAUCGUCUUAGCAAAUGGGUUGUGUUUAUUCUGUUUGCUUCCAUCAUUCUUCUGAGGCAUGAUGGUACAGCCUUGUGGGGAAUCAUUGGAUCCGUUUCGAAUGCGACUCUAUGUGUAGUACUCAAACGUAUACUUAACCAAGCGAGACCUGCUACAACCUCGCGAACUGAUCCCGGGAUGCCAUCUAGUCACGCCCAGUCUAUUUCUUACAUAUCUCUCUUUGCUAUUUUAUCUGUUUUGGAAUGGCUUGGAACCAGUAAAGUGUCUAUGUUCCUUAGCUGCCUCAUCAUCGCGUCAGGUUCAUAUUUUAUACGGUUAAGGGUUUCUCAGAAGCUUCACACAAGCAGUCAAGUGGUAGUUGGUGCAAUCGUGGGUUCUGUUUUCUGCAUCUUCUUGUACACAACGUGGAACUCGCUUCUCCUUGAAGCCUUUGAAGCAUCUCUAUUACUCCAAACAUCUGUAUUUCUGGUUGCAGCUGCACUUACACUAGCUUUUGCAAUUUUCGUUGUACUUACUUAAUCAUCCUUAAGAGUUUGUGAUACUUCAGAAGAUGGUUUUGAUGCAGUAGGAAUGUAAGACCAUG